GAGAGACCGUCAAUUCUCGGAACAGGUGUUCAGUUCGACACAAGAAAAACGUCCACCUGUUUUUAAGGACAGUACAAACUUUUUAACAUGGACGGAACCUUUUGCUCUUCAAUAUGGCAGAGCCUGCUGAACUUUUAAUGAUCAAGGGCCAGUACGAAUUGGCCUUACAUGCGCUCAAUUGCGGUCUGGCUGCCGAGAACUCUAACCAAAGACCAGAGGCCUUGGAUUACUUCAGAAAGGGCCACUUGCAUCUAGUUCAGGGAUUGGAUGUUCCCACUGGCGGGGGGAGCCACCAGGGAGCGGCCUGGGACACAGCCAGACUGCUUCAGCACAAAAUGAGGGACACUUUGAGAACUGUCAAUGACCACCUUUCUGCUUUGGAAAACUCCCAAACAACCUCAGAAGACCAGAGGGCUUCACCGAUGAACGCCUAUCCUGACUUGGCCAUCACCAGUUGGCCCUCUCAGAGCUCAGUCCACCAUCUGUACCCUUCUAUACCUGCUGCCACUCAGAGCACAGCCCCAGCCCCCUUCACAGCGCCUCUUUGUCCUGCUAUUGAGCAGACGGGCACACUCCCCACAGCAGCUGUGAGAACUGAAUCCAUGGAUGACCCUCCAGACCAGCCUCCUGCAUACACACCAAAGCCCACAGACGGUCACUGCAGCCUCACCUAUGGUCCCGCCGGACCCACCAGGCCCGUAAACCAGAAUGGAAAAGGAGCACAAGCAGCAGGAGAUGAACAUGAGCUGCUGCGCAUUUCAUCCGGGGUUCAGCUUUUUUUUGUGGAACCUAACGGGGAGGUCAGCGCUCUGAUGUGCCCUGGUUACCUUCGCAUCAUCACCUUUGAAAGUCAACACAAAGACUUGGCUUCUGGAAAGCAUUCAUCGUUUCUACAUGUGUGUGACCAGAUGUACCCACUGACAACAGAUACUCCGGUGCUGCUGGCAAACUCUGGGAUCUACAUGUUUCCUGACACAAUGACUGAUGCACUGGGGUCCUAUGUCGGCAUUGUGCUGUCCUCUGAACUGCCUGCUGCAGACCAUGAGAUCUUUCAGGACCUCCUAUCGCAGCUUGCUGAUCUUAAAGUUCAGGAUCAGGAGGAAACUGGAGUGGAUAUCAUGAAUUUGAGUACAAAAGUACCCGUCGGUCCCCUCAGCAAACAAACAGAAUUAACGGUGUCAGCAGAAGAAGAGGAAAAACUACAGCUUCCAGGAUGGAGUGAGAAGAUGGCCCAAGGGAUUUUGUCAGGAGCCACACGAUUAAGUCAGUCGCUAGCAAAGGGAGCAGAGGCCACUGGAAGUUUCAUUCACAAAGGAGCUGCUAAGAUUCGAGACCGCAUCACACCCGAGGAGACUCCUUCAGAUGUCAGCCCCCAGGUGGCGAAACGUUUGCAGACUGCAAAGCAAGCUACUGGUGGUGCUGUUCGAGUCAGUCAGUUCUUAGUGAAUGGAUUAAGUCACAUUGCAGGGCAUGUAGUAGAUAAGGUGUCACCUCAUAUGAAAAAGCACGGAUCUAAGCUGGUGCCGGAGUCUCUGAAGAAGAGCCAAGAUGGUCACGCAUCCAACUGGGAUGGUACUAAAUAUGUGGCAGCCAGGGGCGUUCAAGGUUUUUCCACGGUUUGGUCAAGUCUGGAAAGUGGAGCAAAGGAAGUUUGCAAAAGUGUUGCAACCGAGACUGUCACAACGGUGAAAUACAAAUUUAGGGGCUUGCAGAAUCUUAUCUAGCAACGUACGACUUUCAAUGGGGAGUAAGGCCUUAAACUCACAACUUGUCCUGCUUAACCCUUAGUGUCCACUUUUUCACUAACACAAAACUGCUUUGAAACUUUUUAACUUUCAAAUAUGGCUUGCUUAACACUCACUUUACAGGUUUGUAAGACGUUGCAUGCACUGGUUGUAAAAUGGCUCAUAUUUAAUUCUUCAAAUAUGUUUUUUUUUUUUAAUUAAAAAGCUGCUGUCAUUUUUAUACGAUUAAUAAACUAUUUGAAGUACUUUGAAAGCUAGCGCAAUCAACUCUUGUUCCAUUCCUGCACCUGAUGGCCUCCAAAUAUUCACACUUACAGUCUUACAGAACUUUCUUACAGUUCUGUCUGGCUUUGUAUACGCAUUAGCCUUUUGUUUGCAAAAUCUGUGAGGAAAAAAAAUUAAAAAAAAAAAUCUAUACUUAUUUUUAUUUGAAUGAAAAUAGGAUGAAUCUUUGCAUUGCUUCAACAUUUCAGAAUUGUACACAUUGUUUUUUUUUUCUGCACCACAUUUCCCUAACAUGCCUCUUUCUCAUGUUGUUUGUGGUGAAGGUAUGGUCACAAUGUAGGCCAAGCCACAGACACUGCUCUCCAAUCAGUGGCAAAUAUUGGGCUGACCGCUUACAACAUUGAUAAUUUGAGCUUAAAGGCGUUCAUACAGAACAUGAGCGAGAAAUCUGCCAAUAAAGUGCUCCACGUCAAAGACGCACAGUCAUGCGAAACGGAAAAGGAAGAAAUGCUGAAAGCUGAACUCCGUGGACAAAAGGAGAAGGAGAGAGGGCAACAACAGGCUGAAGGGAAGGAUAUGGAGAAGCCAGAGAGUCACACAGGAGCAGAUCCAAAACAUUUGCAGAGCAAAGAAAAGGAGGAAAAGAAGUAAUUUCCAAAAGGAAUAUAUAUUCAUUUGGAUCUCUUAAUAACUUAACGAUGAACCCACCUUUUCUUUAAAAAAAUUAUAAUAUUUAAGUUCUAAGUUAUUCAAUAGUCUCCCGGUUGUCUUCUAUUUUCUUUUGUAAAUUCCCACCAACUUGUGUGAUUUUAGUAUGUUCUUUUGUUAUGCAAAAUGUGUAGCAUCCUUUUGAAAAGUUGUGUAACUGUUAUUACACUCAAAAUACCAGUCUGUUUUUUGGGCAUUAUGAGCAGUGUUGAAAAUGUGAUUGGUACUGUACACACUGUCUUAUGUGUAUUCUGUACAACAAUACAUUUUGUGAGGUUUUAAAUUGAAAUUGUUAGGCAUUUCUGAAAAGUUUGAAAGCAUAAAAUGUUACCCUCUUCCCAAUUUUACAUUCAAUAAAUUCUUAUGCCUGAUUUUGAUAUAUUGUUUAUAUAUUCUAUUGGAUCAAAGAACUGCUUUACAUUUUAAAUCAAAUAAAGCGUUACCCAACCAAAGCUA
Messenger RNA from Oryzias latipes (Japanese medaka), 3134 nucleotides. RefSeq names its product spartin. Gene Ontology annotation, cellular component: plasma membrane. The record is from RefSeq and is a predicted model, not a curated record. Gene Ontology annotation, biological process: negative regulation of BMP signaling pathway; cell division. Lineage: Eukaryota; Metazoa; Chordata; Actinopteri; Beloniformes; Adrianichthyidae.